UAUGGUUAUUAAAUACAGUUUUAUUUUAUAUACUCUGAUUAUAAAAUGUAUUAAAAUCUUGACAAAAAUGAUUCUAAAUCUAUUUCUUAUUUGGCAAUUUUUAUCUGUUACAAGCUUCAUUAUUCGUUUACCUUGCAAUUUGCAUGGGAAAUUUAAUAAAAUUAAAAAUGCAUACAUCAAUGGAAAUGUUACAAAAUCGUUAUACAAUGUCAAUUCUGCUGACUGUGCAGUAGCAUGUGUCAGCAACUUAAAAUGCACGAUAGCUAAUUGGAAGGAAGAUGAAAUGCUCUGCGAACUGUUAUCAGACACAAACCCCAAACAAAUUUCAAAAGAUCUCUGGAUGGUUUUGCAACCAGACAACACUAACAAUAAAAUUGUUGGUCAAAUUUGUGAACAGGUUAAUCCAUGUGAAAUUACUCAAAUAUGUCGAGAUGUAUGCGAUUCCACUAACAAACAUACUUUUUCUUGCGUUUCUAGUAUGGAUAUUUCCAGAGACGCUAACCCAGUUUUGUCCUCAACGUACUGGGGAUUUUUAUUUGCAAAAUAUGCUAUUGAUGGGGAUGUUACAACAAUAGCAGGUGCUGAUGUUGAAGGUCAAAGUUGGUUUAAACUUGAUUUACAUUUUGUGUAUCAGAUUACUCAAAUUGUUAUAUACAAUCGAGUUGGUUGUUGUCCAGAACGAAUGAUGGGUAAUUUAUUAAUUGUAAGUGUAACGGAUUCGUUCUUGAGUGGAACUGAAAUAGCAACCUUGACAUCCGAUUUGGUGCAAACUUUUACAGAUUUAUUUGUUGGAAGAUAUGUUUUUCUUGUUAAAAUCCCCGGUGAUUAUUUGCAAUUAGCAGAAAUAAAUGUUUUUGUUUAACUUGCCAAACAAAUUAUUUUUUAAAACUCUGAUUCUGACUCUACAACUUUUGGUAUUUAUUGUUGUUUUUUUCGCGCUUUUUUGUCAUUGUUUUUAUUUUACACUUUAGUGUGUACUGUUUUAGUAUGUAUUUUAGUAUGUAUAAUAUAUU
Molecule: messenger RNA, 1013 nt
Organism: Hydra vulgaris (swiftwater hydra)
Lineage: Eukaryota; Metazoa; Cnidaria; Hydrozoa; Anthoathecata; Hydridae
Source: RefSeq, a predicted model, not a curated record